Nannospalax galili (Upper Galilee mountains blind mole rat) is the source of this 754-nucleotide messenger RNA. RefSeq names its product psoriasis susceptibility 1 candidate 2 (gene Psors1c2). The coding region runs from base 100 to 510 and encodes 136 amino acids. The transcript has 3 exons. The record is from RefSeq and is a predicted model, not a curated record. NCBI's taxonomy places the organism in Eukaryota, Metazoa, Chordata, Mammalia, Rodentia, Spalacidae.
CUGAAGAGCGUGCCAAAGGGCAGCCUGCCUGGUGCUGAGGGAAGGAGGGGGCACCCAGACUCAGAGCACCCCACCUUUGGGGGCCAGCAGACAGCCGUGAUGCUCAACUGGAAGCUGCUGGGCCUCCUGGUCCUUUGCCUGUGUGCCGGAGGCAUCUCAGGCAUUGAGGACCAUCCCUCUCCCCAACCAACGGAAGCCCCGGAGGAGGAGGAGGACUCCUCAACAUUACCCCUGGGCCCCCCAAUUCCUGGUGACCCCUGGCCAGGGGUACCCCCUCUGUUUGAUGACCCUACACCUCCAGGCCCGAACCGUCCCUGGAGAGAUCUGCCUGACACCGGUGUCUGGCCCCCGGAGCCUCCUAGUACUGAUCCCCCUCAACCUCCCCGGCCUGACGACCCCUGGCCAGCAGGACCACAGCCCCCAGAAAACCCCUGGCCACCCGCCCCUGAGGUAGACCACGGCUCUCACGAGGAGCCAGACCUUGACCCACCCCGGGAAGAGUACAGAUAGUGAGGAUUCCCGAGGGGACUUGGGUCUCCAGCAGAACUCACCCAAGCCCGUCUCUUCCCUCUGCUUCCCCUUAAAAUCUCCAUUUCGCCCAAUUCCUAAAUUUCAUUCCUCGUUCCUCAGUCGUAUUCUGCGUUCAGAAGGGGUCUGCAGUGCUUUCUGCCCCGCUUGAGGGCUGAGCUCAACCCCACAUUGCCCCUCCACUUUUCUAGGAUUGCAUAGGCACACACUUCUCCUUCACCCCACC